This is a messenger RNA of Moesziomyces antarcticus, 3948 nucleotides long. RefSeq lists its product as uncharacterized. The record is from RefSeq and is a predicted model, not a curated record. Gene Ontology annotation, biological process: protein secretion. The coding region runs from base 1 to 3948 and encodes 1315 amino acids. NCBI's taxonomy places the organism in Eukaryota, Fungi, Basidiomycota, Ustilaginomycetes, Ustilaginales, Ustilaginaceae. The transcript has a single exon.
AUGUCCGACGUGGCUUCCGCUUCCGAUGCCUCCUAUCGACACCGCCUGAGCCUCGCGCUGCACGCAUCGCGCAUCCUAACCGGCGCGCUCGACGACGAGCUGGGUAUUCAGAAGGGCACAAAGACCACGAAACUCGGCGCUAGGCACAGGGAAGAGUACCAGGCGGUGCUGCAUGCCACUCUCGCCGAGCGCGUGCGCAGCGCCAUCGUGGCUUGGACUGAGCUCGAGGCCUUCCCGCUGCACCCAGACCCGGAAACGGCGACGGGAGAUCUGGCGCUCCACCUCCUCUCGCACAUCCACGCAUGCUUGGUUGAGAAAAAGCGCGAUGCUGCAUCCAGAGUUGCUGUUGAGGAUGAUCAGCGUCGAGGUAUCAAGUCAAAGGGCGUCCAGCCCAAGGAAGACGUCGGUCUCGGCGUCAAGGACGUCAAGCUCGUCACUACGCUCCAGUCGCUCGUAUCAAGAUGGGCGUUGAGCUCACGCAUCAAAGCGUACGAUCGAGCACUCUUCUCACUGUCUCCCAACAGCAAAGCCCAGAUAAAGGCGCCUCCGCUCUCUUCGCAGAACCGAUUCGAAGAGAUCGACGACGAGCAUGAUGCGUCCAAGCGCCACGCCGCCGUACUCGGCUUCGAGACGGCACGCACAGAUCUCGCCAUCGAGAUAGACGCCUUGAUCGCCAUAUUGAACGACGUCGCAACUCCACACUCCACCGGCGGCCCUUCGUCGGCGCUGACUGACGUGGUCACGGUGGUGCUGCGCGUCGGCAUCGUAGACUACCUCUCUUCCCUCCUGCGCCUGGGCUUCGGGCCGUUGCCUCCGACACUGCCAGAUGCAACACCGCAGCCGCGCUCUGCAUCUGUCAAGGACGCCAUUCAGAAACGAGCCGCAGCGGCAACCAACCAGCUGCUGCGAUUCUUGUCGACGCACUCGGCCAUGUCGGCUCUCUCGUCGGUCAUCUCGCAUUCCGACGCCAAGCUAGGCGUGCCCUCUUUCGUCAAGGCCAUCUCGUCGCGCCUGCUGAGUGCACAGCUGCUCAGGCCCGACGGCGUGCGCUCGCUCUUGAUCAUCACGUUCGGCACCGGCGAUCUGACAGAGGCGGCCGAGCUCAAUGCCGCCGAUGCUCAGAGCACCACUCCGCAUACAGGCACCCAGGAGCCCGGCUCCAACUCGCUCAAGCGCUUCGAGCAGUGCGCCCGGCUGCUUCUCACACCUCCGCACGGCAUGCCCGUCGAUGUGUACAUGCCCAUCAUCCUGCCCAAUCUACUCGACGUUCUCGCACCGCACCCGAAUGCUUCCGUCAACCUCACGCCGCCGCCGCAAGAGCAGAUGCGCGCCGCGGGCUUUGUCCUCACGCGCAUCUCGGAACGCCAUCCCGCGCUCUUUGCCAGUGCGCUGCAGGAUCGCAUCUAUACACACUUCAGCCCGGCGCUUCCGGGCACCGCCGCAGCAUCUGCGUCUGGUGGCACUGCAGACGCACAGGCCGAGUCGGUGGUCGUCACGUCGUCAGCCGAGUUGGAGCGUGCCGUGGCGACGCUCUCCAGCUUUCUGCUGUUUUCAGAACCGUCGCCGACGUUUUUCACCACGCUCUUCGAUCCGGUCCUCCCGCAGCUUCUGACGCUCUACCACUUCCUGUGCACGCCGACGAGCGGGGCGGGUAAGGGCAAGGUGCGGUCCGUCGAGUCCGGCGGGCACAGAGACAAUUUCAAGGUGGAAGUUGGUAACUUCUUGAAGACCUGGCUCCGGCUGGUGGAUGCGCAACACGGAGCGGGCGCGCUCGUGCGUGCUAUUCAGGCCGCCGAGGUCGGCAUCGGCAGCCAGUCGCCAGACGCCCUCCAGGGUCGCAGCAGCGAAGACGCAUCGCUGUUCUGGAGCGAGGAGACCGAUGGCAUCGCCAUCCGAUACGGACGAGCGCCCGAAUCGGGCGAGCACGACUUGUCCGCUAUGUGGAAGGAUCUCAGCCUGGCGGCGCUGGCCAAGCAGAUCAGCGCCGGCAGCAAUGACGAGGUCGACUUGUCCAAGAUCGCGCCGGACCUCGCGACCAAGCUGGGUCUGCAUUUGGAUCCGUGCGUAAUGGCGCGCCUGCUCAAGACCGCAGAGCGCAAAGACCUGGCGAGGUUGACGCUGCCUUUGAUCUUGAAUAUCUACAUGGCGCAAAAGGCGGCGGCGCGAGCACGCAUUGCUACGGCGGCGGGACCGCACUCCGAGACGCGCUCGGUGCUGUACCUGCAAAUCAUCCUGCAGCUCUUCGAUGCGUUUGGCGCUGAUCUGCUCCAGGGCGACACCCAGGCCACACUGGCGUUUAUCGAUUUUGCCCUGUCCAGCCCCAGCCAGCGCUCGAUGACAGGCCAGUCCACCGCAGGAUCGGCCAACACGGCAGAGACCAAGGCCGCAGCGGAAGAGUCGAUGCCGUUCAUCUCGGCAAAGCCACAGCAAGCACAGUCCGGCGUUGCGUCGCUGUUCAAUGUGGCGGCGGAAGCUUCUGCUCGAGAGUCGUCCGCAGCGCAAGAAGACAAGACGCAGAUGGCCGAAGACGAAGACGAGGCGGACGAGGACGAGGAGGAGCUCGUGACCACCGCGCUCAGCCUGCUGCUCUCGCUCCUGGAGGCCAACACGGCGGUGUCGACCGAGACGCAACCCAUGCUCGUCGUGAUUCUCGACAAGAUCGAUGCGCUGCUCGACAGUGGUUCGGACGAGGUGCGUGCGCUUGCCAAGGAGGCCAAGCUGGUUCUUCUCGCGAGACGCAACUCUGUGCGUGGCAGUGGACCAUCCCUUGGGCCAUCGCAAGCCAAACCGACGAGCGAGACUUCGGCCAAAGCGCUCGAAUACGUCCAGGCGCAGGAGACCUACCAAGAGGCACUUAGGCUUUUGCAGGAUCCGAUCCUGCCUGUUCGCGCACACGGGCUGGUGCUGCUGCGGCGUCUCGUGUCGGACGACGCCAAGCAGGGCGGGCAGGCGGUGGCGCGCGUCGAUCCGGCGCUGGUGCCUGCGAUUCUCGACAUCUUCCUGCACGCCGUGCAGGACGAAGAGUCGUACCUCUACCUCAAUGCGGUGCAGGGGCUGUCGGCGCUUGCAUCGAGCGGGGGUGGGCAGACGAUCGCGCGGCUGGUGGGCAUCUACAUCGGGCGCGACGAUGGCUUGGCCUCGCAGCGUCUGCCUGCACGCGAGGUGGAGAAGCGUCUGCGCGUCGGCGAGGCGCUGCUGCAGGUGGUCCAGCGAUGCGCCGACGCUCUGCCCGCGCAUGUGGAUGCAGUCGUACCACCUCUACUAGCCAAACUGAGCGAUCGAGCCCUGCCCAACGUCCUGCGCUCGUCCUUCAUCUCGAUCCUCGGCACUGUUGUCGAGGCCGCACCGCUGAGCAUGGCAACCAAGGGAUACGCGGCGCAGAUGGCACAGAUCUGCAUCGACAUUGUCGUGUUCGAGCUCGUCCAUCGCCCCGCACCCUCCCAGCGUGGAUCCGUCAAGCUCAACGUGCAGGGCAGGAAGGUCAGCGAUGUAGAUGACGAUGAACAGGCUGAAAGGCGGGAGGUGGAGCAGCGGAAGCUGGAUAGUGCCACGGUGGUGGACGCCAAGGUGGCGCACUUGAGGCGAGCUGCGAUGCUGCUGCUGACGCUGCUCGUGCGCGGAACGAGCAUCCAGCUCGAGACGGCCAACGAGGCUGAUGGCCCUGCGCAGCUGGUGGAAAGGCUUUCCGCGCUGCGGCUGCCUGGUGGUGGAAGUUUGCCGUCGGUCGACCGUGGCGAACCGCAACCGGGCAGCGCGCACAAGGCCAGGCUGGGUGCGAGGGACCUGCUGUUUCCGGUCGGGCUGGCGACGCGUCUGCGCGAGGUGGCGGCCUACGCGGCUGCCAACGAUACCGACAUGGUUGUGCGMACGCACGCACACGACUGCGUCCAACUCGUCGAUGCGCUUCAGCUCGACCUCGUCCACGCCGACCUCGUGCGCAAUCGCUAG